Nannospalax galili (Upper Galilee mountains blind mole rat) is the source of this 5637-nucleotide messenger RNA. RefSeq names its product kinesin family member 20B (gene Kif20b). Gene Ontology annotation, cellular component: spindle microtubule; nucleus. Gene Ontology annotation, biological process: microtubule-based movement; mitotic spindle assembly. The transcript has 32 exons. The record is from RefSeq and is a predicted model, not a curated record. Bases 149 to 5473 code for a protein of 1774 amino acids. Gene Ontology annotation, molecular function: ATP binding; plus-end-directed microtubule motor activity; microtubule binding. Lineage: Eukaryota; Metazoa; Chordata; Mammalia; Rodentia; Spalacidae.
UGGCGCUCUCCAGUCGCGUUCCCCGGGAGCCCCGCAAGCCCCUCCCACUCCCAGCGUUCAGUGCGCUGCCCUGGCCGCCAUUGUUUAAAUUUGAAAACCGAGAGGUCUCUGUGCUGCUUGGCCGCGGUUGGCCGGUUGACGCUGCAGAAUGGAACCUAGUUUGAAUCAAGAUGGAGUACCUAGACCUUCGUAUGUUUUUAGUGCUGACCCAGUUGCAAGGCCUUCAGAAAUCAAUUUCGAUGGCAUUAAACUUGAUCUCUCUCGUGAAUUUUCCUUGGUUGCUUCAAACCCUGAGGCCAACAGUUUGGGAUCUAAAGAUUACCUCCAAGUUUGUCUUCGAAUAAGACCAUUCACACAGUCAGAAAAAGAACACGAGUCUGAGGGCUGUGUGCAUGUUCUGGAUUCACACUCUGUUCUGCUGAAAGACCCUCAAAGCAUCCUUGGACGGCUAAGUGAGAAGAGCUCUGGGCAGAUGGCACAGAAAUUUAGUUUCUCUAAGGUUUUUGGACCUGAAACGUCACAGAAAGAAUUCUUUCGGGGUUGCAUUAUGCAGUCAGUAAAAGACCUCUUGAAAGGACACAGUCGGCUGAUCUUUACAUAUGGCUUGACCAAUUCAGGAAAAACAUAUACAUUUCAAGGUACGGAAGAAAAUAUUGGCAUUCUGCCUAGAACUUUGAAUGUCCUAUUUGAUAGUCUUCAGGAAAGACUAUACACCAAGAUGAACUUUAAGCCACAUAGAUGUAGAGAAUAUGUACGGUUGUCAUCAGAGCAAGAAAAAGAAGAAGGCGCUAGCAAAAGUGUACUACUGCGACAAAUUAAAGAGGUUACUAUUCAUAAUGACAGUUAUGAUAUUCUUUGUGGAAGUUUAACAAACUCUUUGACCAUCCCAGAGUUUGAAGAAUCCAUGAAACGUUGUGAACAAGCUAACUUGAAUAUGGACAAUAAUAUAAAAUUUUCUGUGUGGGUUUCUUUCUUUGAGAUUUACAAUGAAUGUAUUUAUGACUUGUUUGUUCCUCUGUCGUCUAAGCUCCAAAAGAGAAAGAUGCUGCGCCUUUCCCAAGAUAUAAAGGGCUAUUCUUUCAUAAAAGAUCUACAAUGGAUUCAAGUAUCUGAUUCCAAAGAAGCAUAUAGACUUUUAAAACUUGGAGUAAAGCACCAGAGUGUUGCCUUCACAAAACUGAACAACGCUUCUAGUAGAAGUCACAGCAUAUUCACUAUUAGAAUCUUACAGAUCGAAGAUUCUGAAAUGCCUCGUGUAGUUAGAGUCAGUGAAUUAUCUUUAUGUGAUCUUGCUGGUUCAGAACGAAGCAUGAGGACACAAAAUGAAGGUGAAAGGUUAAGAGAGGCUGGGAAUAUUAAUACUUCUUUAUUGACUCUUGGAAAAUGUAUAAAUGUUCUGAAGAACAGUGAAAAGUCAAAGUAUCAACAGCAUGUGCCUUUCCGGGAAAGUAAAUUGACCCACUAUUUUCAAAGCUUUUUCAAUGGUAAAGGGAAAAUAUGUAUGAUUGUCAAUGUCAGUCAGUGUUGUUUUGCCUAUGAUGAAACGCUCAAUGUAUUGAAGUUCUCAGCCAUUGCACAAAAGGUUUAUGUCCCAGAUAUUUUAAAUUCUUCUCAAGAAAAAUCUUUUGAACUCAUCAAAUCUUCUCAAGAUGUAUCACUAGAUAAUACUUUGGAUAAUAAAAUGUUAAAUAUAAAAAGAACCACUGUUGCAUGGGAAAAUAGUCUGGAAGAUCUGGUUGAAGAUGAAGAUUUGGUUGAGGAUUUAGAUAAAACUGAAGAAACACAAAAUAUGGAAACUGGUCUUAGUGAUGAAGGUGUGGAUAAAACAUUAGAGGAAUGUAAGGUGUUCAAAAGCCAUGAACACAGGAAACUGUUGGAUUUAAUAGAAGACUUGAAAAAAAGACUAAUAAAUGAAAAAAAAGAAAAGUUAACUUUGGAAUUUAAAAUUCGAGAGGAAGUUACCCAGGAGUUUACUCAAUUUUGGGCUCAACGGGAAGCUGAUUUUAAGGAAACACUUCUUCAGGAACGAGAGAUACUAGAAGAAAAUGCUGAGUGUCGUUUGGCAAUCUUCAAGGAUUUGAUUGGAAUAUGUGACACCCAAGAUGAACCAACAGAUAGAAUUUGUGCCAUGAAAGUUGAAACUGAAGAAGCACGUAAUUAUGUAGGAUUUGAAGAUAUUAUUGAUUCUCUUCAAGAUGAUGUCACUGAUAUUAAGAAACAGGCUGAACUUGCUCACUUACACAUUGCAUCUCUUGCUGAUUCCCAGGAAGCUAUUGCUUGUUUGCAACUAAAGUAUAACCAAGUUAAAGCUGAGUUAGCUAAAACUAAGGAAGAAUUAAUUAAAGCCCAAGAAGAAUUAAAAAAAAGAGGAAGUGAAUCUGAUUCAUUGGUUCAAGAAUUCAAGGCAUCUAGUAAGGCUCAUACAGCCUUAAUCAACAGUAAAUCAGCUUGUAAUGAAGCCAUUGAAAUACCUAGGAACAGCAGACCUGAAACCUGUUCAGAAAGAAAAAGAUUAAAUGAAGAUGAACCUGAAGAUGAACCCCCAAUAAAGAAAGGACUUACUAAUCCACUUACCACCAAAGAACAAAAGAAAAGUGAAGAAAUGCAAGAGACCAUUUCAGAAGAUGGGGAAGACAUUAGAAUUUUACAAGAAAAUAAUGAAGAGCUAAAAACACUUUUACUUAGUGCAGAGAAUGAACUCAAAAGUGAGAAGAAGGUAAAAGCAGAAUUAAAUAAACAGGUUGUUAGUUUACAGCAGGAACUUUGCUGUUUUGAGGAAAAGAAUUCAGCUCUAAAUAUAGAGGUCCAACAAAUCCAGUCAAAUUAUGACCGUGCAAUUGCUGAUUUACAUGUGCAGAAAGGUGUAAAUCAAGAACAGGAGGAAAAGAUCAUGAAAUUGUCCAAGGAAAUAGAAACUGCUACAAGAAGAAUCACGAACAGUGUUGCACAAAUCAAAUUAAUGCAAACAAAAAUAGAUGAACUACGUUCACUUGAUUCAGUUUCUCAGAUCUCAAACAUUGAUUCUCUCAGUCUCCAGGACCUAUCAAAUGGUUCUAAGGAGGCUAAUGUGCUGGAUCCACCACUACAAGUUUCAUAUAAUAAUUUGAUGUCAAGUGAUGGGGUUGAAGACUAUCAUAUUCAGAAACUCAAUAGGGAAAGCUAUUUCUAUUCUAGUAUUGAAGCCAUUUGGGAAGAAUGUAAGGAGAUUGUGAAGGCCUCAUCCAGAAAAACUCACCAAAUUCAGGAACUGGAACAGCAAAUUGAAAAAUUACAGGUGGAACUAAAAGACUAUCAGGAUGAAAACAGUGAACUAAAAGUAAAGGAGAGAGAAGGUGAGAAGAAAGAUGACCAACUAAAAGAAAGAGAAAGUCUCAUACAGCAGCUAAAAGAGGAACUGCAAGAAAAAAACAAUAGUCUUGAAGUUCAAGUACAACUUGUAGUUGAAGGAAAGCAAGCUCUUUCAGAACUUACCCAAGGUAUUACUAGCUAUAAGGAAAAAAUAAAGGAACUUGAAAUGACGUUAGAGACUCAGAAAGAUGAUUGUAAGCACUUAACCAAAUUAGAGCAAGACAUUUUAGAAAAGGAAUCUAUUAUCUUAAAACUAGAAGAAAGCCUGAAGGAAUUUCAAGCAAAUUACCAGGAUCACAUAAAAAACACCAGAGAUUUAAAUGAACAGGAAAUCAAAUUGAAAGAAGAAAUCACACAGUUGUCAAAUAAUUUGGGAAAUAUGAAACAUUUACUUCAGUUAAAGGAAGAAGAAAAAGAAGCCAACAGACAAGAAACAGAAAAAUUGAAAGAGGAGCUCUCUACAAGCUCUGUUGUUAUUCAGAAUCUCAAAGUAGAUCUUAAGAGGAAGGAAGAAGAUUAUGCUGAGCUGAAAGAGAAACUUGCUGAUGCCAAAAAGCAGAUCGAGCAGGUACAGAAAGAGGUAUCUAUAAUGCGUGAUGAAGAAAAAUUACUGAGGAUUAAAAUUAAUGAACUAGAGAAAAAGAAAAACCAAUGUUCUCAGGAAAUAGAUAUGAAACAGCGAACCAUCCAGCAACUCAAGGAGCAGUUAAGUAAUCAGAAAAUGGAUGAAGCCAUACAGCAGUAUGAGAAAGUGUGCAAAGAUCUAAAUGCUAAAGAGAAGAUGAUUAAAGAUAUGCGAUUGGCAUUAGAAGAGCAAGAACAAACUCAAGUAGAGCAAGACCAGAUGCUUGAGGCCAAACUAGAGGAGGCUGAAUGGCUAGCUGCAGAACUGGAAAAAUGGAAGGAAAAAUACAAAGAUCUGGAGACUAGGAAUAAUCACAGGUCAAAUAAAGAAUCCGUGGAUGCCACAGAACUACUCAGUGAGAAGUUUAGUAAGCUUCAAGAUGAAUUACAGGAAUCUGAAGAGAAAUAUGAAGCUGAUAGAAGGAAGUGGUUAGAAGAGAAAACGGUGCUUAUCACUCAAGCAAAAGAAGCUGAGCAUCUACGAAACAGAGAGAUGAAGAAAUACGCAGAAGACAGGGAACGUUGCUUAAAGCAGCAGAGUGAAGUGGAAAUACUGACAGCGCAGCUGGCAGAGAAAGAUGGUUACCUUCAGAAGUGGAGAGAAGAACGGGACCUUCUAGUUACAGCUUUAGAAACACAGAUGACAGCACUGAUCUCUAGUAACAAGCAGAAAGAUAAUGAAAUUGAACGAUUACAAACCAUCACAGCACAACUUUCUGAAACACAAAACCAAACUGAGAAUCAUAAUCCUAGACACAGUGAUUCAAGUGGUCCUGAUAGAGAUGAAGCUGAACCUCAAGCAACAAGUUUUGAAAUUUCCAGUAAUCCAGUGGAGGAUGCAUCUUUAGUUCUCGACUCUUGUGAAGUAUCAAUAGAAAAUGCGCAAUGUACUCGAUUUCCAAAACCUGAGUUAGAGAUUCAGUUUACACCUUUACAGCCAAACAGAAUGGCAGUGAAGCACCCCGGUUGUGACACACCACUCACCGUUAAGAUUUCCAAGGCUCGGAAGAGGAAGAGUAAUGAAGCAGAGGAGGACUUGGUGAAAUGUGAAAAUAAGAAUUCUACAUCCAGAAAUAAGUUGAAGUUCCCUGCUUCAGAGCAUAGAAAUUCCUCUGUCAAAAAGGAACAAAAGGUUUCCAUGUAUCCGUCAUCUAAGAAAACAUAUUCUUUACGGAGCCAGGCACCUGCAAUUAGUGUAAAUGCAGCCUCUAAAAAAAAGGAAGGGACACUACAGAAAUUUGGAGACUUCUUGCAACAUUCUCCAACAAUUCUUCAAUCAAAAGCAAAGAAGAUAAUCAAAACAAUGAGCUCCUCGAAGUCCUCAGCUGUAGAAGCAAGUAAAGAUGUGUCUCAGCCCAAAAAAGCCAAACGCAAAUUAUACAGAAAUGAAAUUUCAUCUCCCAUUGACAUAUCUGGCCAAGUGAUUUUAAUGGAACCUAAAGUAAAAGAAAGUGAUCAUCAGAUUCUCAAACGAAGACUUCGAACAAGAACAGCCAAGUAAAUUGCUUUUGGACAAUGCUUUAGUGUAAACUUUAUAUUCAUAAUCAUUGUAACUUGUAUCUUGACUUUUUAAAGACAAUUAUAUAUAUUAUGAUGCAUUAAAUAUCUCUGUAUAGCUUGCUGUUUUAUAUGUAGUAUAAUUUUAAUUCAAUAAAUAAAUCAAGA